CGUUUCAAGAGCCACCUUGAAAAUACGAGAACACCUGCAAGGUCAGGCGGUAGAAUCUCACCCAGAAUAUUUUGCGUUUUGCACUGGCUGGGUAACUUUACGACGCUCCCUAAUCAUCCAACCUUUGCCCUUGGCUGGUAGCGGAACUGUAGCAUGCUGUGGGUAAUAACAGGCGGACUCUGCACAGUCAGAAGAGCCAGCAACAUCCAACCCGUCCUCCUGCGUUUGCCUCAGCUUGCGUGUCGCAGAAACAUGUCUUCCUCCCCGGUUAGACGGCCUGCCACCUUACUGGGAACCAUGGCGUUCGGGGGGCGAGCCGACGCCGAGCAGAGCCGCGGGAUGGUGAAGGCUUUCCUGGACAGGGGACACAACCUGCUGGACACAGCCUUCAUGUACAUGGAUGGGAAGUCGGAGGCUAUCAUUGGUGACAUGAACCUUCCAAAAACAGUAAGCAUAGCAACCAAGGCAAACCCCUGGGAUGGGAAAACACUGAAGCCCGAGAGCGUUCGUUCACAACUUGAAACCUCCCUGCAGAGGCUGAAGACGGACUGUGUGGACCUCUUCUACCUCCAUGCUCCUGAUCAUCAAAACCCCAUCCAGGACACUCUGAGGGCUUGCAAUGAACUCCACAAAGAGGGUAAAUUCAAAGAGCUUGGACUGUCGAACUACGCGUCGUGGGAAGUUGCUGAAAUAGCAUGCAUCUGCAGACAUAACAACUGGAUUUUCCCCACUGUUUAUCAGGGAAUGUACAACGCUACAACAAGACAGGUGGAGACAGAGCUGCUACCAUGCCUGAGAUACUACGGAAUGAGGUUUUAUGCCUACAAUCCUCUUGCAGGGGGUCUCCUGACAGGGAAGUACCACUACGAGGACAAAGACGGCUCUCAGCCUGCUGGCCGAUUCUUUGGGAACAACUGGGCUGCAGCGUACAGAGACAGAUACUGGAAGCAGAGUCAUUUCCAGGCUAUAGAUUUGGUUCUGAAGGCAUUAGAGACGGCGUACGGCUCAGAGAAACCCACCCUGACCUCGGCUGCUAUGCGCUGGAUGUACCACCACUCCCAGCUGAAGGGUGAUCAUGGAGAUGGCGUCAUCAUCGGCAUGUCAAACAUGGAGCAACUCCAGCAGAACCUAGCUGCAGCUGAGGAAGGUCCUCUGGAUCAGGGAGUGGUCGAUGCCUUCAAGGCGGCCUGGGAUCUCGUAGCCCACGAGUGUCCCAACUACUUCAGAUGAGGAGACCAAGUAUCUCGCCUAUGUCCAAUAAAACUGCAUUGACUAAAAAGCCUUAA
Molecule: messenger RNA, 1286 nt
Organism: Fundulus heteroclitus (mummichog)
Lineage: Eukaryota; Metazoa; Chordata; Actinopteri; Cyprinodontiformes; Fundulidae
Gene: akr7a3
Product: aldo-keto reductase family 7, member A3 (aflatoxin aldehyde reductase)
Exons: 7
Coding region: 154-1230 (358 amino acids)
Molecular function (GO): oxidoreductase activity
Source: RefSeq, a predicted model, not a curated record